Molecule: messenger RNA, 861 nt
Organism: Morchella sextelata
Lineage: Eukaryota; Fungi; Ascomycota; Pezizomycetes; Pezizales; Morchellaceae
Exons: 1
Coding region: 1-861 (286 amino acids)
Source: RefSeq, a predicted model, not a curated record
AUGGAUGAAUCUGAUCUCCCUCGUUUUGACGUUGAUCUCGAGCCAGUUGGAGACACAAACUCUGUCUUCCGCUACCAAAAUGCCCCGGGCGAAAUUCAACGUUCAAUAAUCGUCGACCGCCACACGUCAGUCAGAUCCGAUCUCUCCAUACAAGGCAGCCUUGAGACAGUUAUCCAUGGCAACUAUUUGUCGAACGGCCCCAAAGCCACAUUGAUUAUUGCGCGGUUCCAGUUUAUGGGGUCCAAGCCUUCACGAAAAUUUUGUUCCGCGAACAUUUCUUUUAAAUUCCGAGAUGAAGAGGGUUCACUUAAGUUCUCGGUCGAUAAGAUUGCUCCCUCCGGUCAAUAUUGCCUCAAUCCAAGCUCUAGUCAGGAGGAGUCUAAAAUAGGCGUCGGUUUGAAUGCUGGUGUCAAUGCCAUCGGGGGUACUGCUGGUGGACAAACGACAUAUGAGAUCACCAAGAGUAUCGAGCGACAAGACAGCGGCUCCUUUUACGGGGUCUCGAAGACGGAAGGCCGAAACUACGGACCAAAGAACGCUGCUAAAUGGUCAAUGAGCCAAAACGAGGCUCAGAAAAAUGGAAUCCCGACUGCAUUACGUCUUGCAAUCCUGCUUAAACGUCAACAUGAUGGGCCUUUUUUUGCCGACAUAAAGGUUAAUGCUCAGGUGGACAUAUUAUAUAAUCUCGAAUGCCGUAUGCAUAACCUCAGUAGUUCGAACAAGAUUCAUCCAAUACUAUUCGACCCGAACCACCAUCACCCUGGCAAUAUUCCGGAGGGUAUCGACACUGAUUGCUUAUCACUCUAUCCUUUGGAAGACCUUGCAGGAAUCGAAGUUACGCGCCAGGCGCAUGCGGUUUAG